AUGGAAACCCGAGGGAAAGGCAGCCCCGCCGGGAAGAUGACCACGAUGGCUCACAGCCUCCGGGAAAAGGGGGCAGGCAGGAAUCGGGCUGCUCCGAAUGCUGCCAGGAACUCUUUCUGCCACAAUUAAGCACCUGCUACAAGAGAGCAAAUAAGCCAAAUCAUGCGGCUGGCAAACAAGCUUUACGUGUUCCUUCCCCGUGACCCACUCCGAGAAGAAGCGAGCUCAAAGCUUGCAGCUCGUCUGCUCGCAGCUCCCGGUGCAGGCGGAAUAAAUCGCUUUACCGUGAAGCCGAGAGCUUCGCCUUCAGCUCGCGGUCACACUGGGGGUACCGAGACAGCCCCCCACCAUCUGCCUGUGCCCAUCUCGAAAGCCAAAAGGCUCCCCCCUUUCCCAAAUAAGCAACUCCAUCUCCUUCUGCUAUGGAGAGAGAGAUCCCUGUCCUGCGAGUUAGGUCCCAAUUAAUGGAUUCUGACAUGGAUUAUGAGAGGCCAAACGUAGAAACUAUCAAGUGCGUCGUGGUCGGGGACAACGCGGUGGGCAAAACCCGGCUCAUCUGUGCCCGCGCCUGCAACGCCACGCUGACCCAGUACCAGCUCCUCGCCACCCACGUGCCCACGGUGUGGGCCAUCGACCAGUACCGCGUCUGCCAGGAGGUGCUGGAGCGCUCCCGGGAUGUGGUAGAUGAUGUUAGCGUAUCCUUGCGGCUCUGGGACACCUUUGGUGACCACCACAAAGACAGACGCUUUGCCUAUGGCAGGUCCGAUGUUGUGGUUCUGUGCUUCUCCAUCGCUAACCCCAACUCCCUGCACCAUGUGAAGACCAUGUGGUACCCAGAGAUCAAACACUUCUGUCCCCGUGCUCCUGUCAUCCUGGUGGGCUGCCAGCUCGACCUGCGCUACGCCGACCUGGAGGCCGUCAAUCGGGCACGGCGCCCCUUGGCCAGGCCAAUCAAACCUAACGAGAUCCUUCCUCCGGAGAAGGGGAGGGAAGUAGCCAAGGAGCUGGGAAUCCCUUAUUACGAGACGAGCGUGGUGGCCCAGUUUGGCAUCAAGGACGUCUUUGACAAUGCCAUCCGUGCCGCCCUUAUCUCCCGUCGCCACUUGCAGUUCUGGAAGUCCCACCUCCGCAACGUGCAGCGACCGCUGCUCCAAGCUCCGUUUCUUCCCCCCAAGCCCCCUCCACCCAUCAUCAUCGUUCCGGACCCCCCUUCCAACAACGAGGAACGCCCAGCCCACCUCCUGGAGGACCCCCUGUGCGCGGACGUCAUCCUGGUGCUGCAAGAGAAGAUCAAAAUCUACGCACACAAGAUCUACCUCUCCACCUCCUCCUCCAAAUUUUACGACCUGUUUCUCAUGGACCUGAGCGAGGAGGACCAGCAGAACGGCACGGGGCACGGCUUCGGAGCGGCCGUCACUGCGGCCACCGAGCGGAUGCUGCACCAAGAGGAGAGGCACCACGGGCGGGAUUUCCUUCUCCGAGCCGCUAGUUUUGAUAUCUGUGAGAGCACCGAGGAGGCCGGAUCCGGCCAGCGCAAACCGUGCCUUAGAGCCUCCACCAGUGAUGGGAUCCUGCGGGGCAACCGCUACGAGAACGGGGAGCAUGGGCUGCGGCGGGGAAGGGACCUCUCCUCUUGGAGCCGAGCGUUCACCAGCAUCCAGGAGGAAAUGGCAGAAGACCCGCUGACCUACAAGUCCAAGCUCAUGGUGGUGGUGAAGAUGGAUGCUUCCAUCCAACCGGGUCCUUUCCGGGCCGUGUUGAAGUACCUUUACACGGGGGAGCUGGAUGAGAACGAGCGGGACCUCAUGCACAUUGCUCACAUCGCUGAGCUGCUGGAGGUGUUCGACCUCCGGAUGAUGGUGGCCAACAUCCUCAACAACGAGGCGUUCAUGAACCAGGAGAUCACCAAAGCCUUCCACGUCCGGAGGACCAACCGGGUGAAGGAAUGCCUGGCCAAGGGGACUUUCUCCGAUGUCACCUUCGUGCUGGAUGACGGUGCUAUCAGUGCCCACAAGCCCCUGCUCAUCUCCAGCUGCGACUGGAUGGCCGCGAUGUUCGGCGGCCCCUUUGUGGAGAGCUCCACCAACGAGGUGGCACUUCCUUUCACCAGCAAGAGCUGCAUGCGGGCGGUGCUGGAGUACCUCUACACCGGGCAGUUCAGCUCCAGCCCCGACCUCGAUGAUAUGAUGCUCAUCAUCCUCGCCAACCGCCUCUGCCUGCCGCAUCUGGUGGCUCUCACUGAGCAGUACACCGUCACCGGUCUGAUGGAUGCGCAACAGAUGAUGGUGGACAUCGAUGGGGACGUGCUGGUGUUCCUGGAGCUGGCUCAGUUCCACUGCGCCUAUCAGCUUGCCGACUGGUGCCUCCAUCACAUCUGCACCAACUAUAACAACGUCUGCCGCAAGUUCCCCCGGGAUAUGAAGGCCAUGUCAGGAGAGAACCAGGAGUACUUCGAGAAGCACCGCUGGCCGCCGGUGUGGUAUCUGAAGGAGGAGGAUCACUACCAGCGGGCCAAGAAGGAGCGGGAGAAGGAAGACUACCUCCACCUCAAACGGCAGCCCAAGAGGCGGUGGCUCUUCUGGAACGCCUCUUCCUCCCCUUCCUCCUCUCCUUCAUCAUCGGCAGCCACGGCCUCGUCUUCUUCCUCCUCCUCCUCCUCUUCGGCUGUGGUUUGAAAGCCCAUUCUUGCCCCGGCUCCAGCAUCCUUGGGAGGAGACGGAGAGGAGGAAGAAGGCUGGGAUGACCUGCCCCAGCACCAGACGUGGAGCGGACACCACCGGCCGAAGCCCUAGAAGGAGAUGGUGGUAGCAGGGAAGCCAUCCCUGCCGAGAGGCUCGGAGCGGGCACUCCUGCUGUCCCCGCGCCGCGGCUGCAGGACUGGCAGAGCCCGAGCAGCAGGAGAAACUCACGUUUACAGGAGCACGAGGGCUGUGUCGUCGUUUCAUUUUGAGUUUUGGCUCUUGGGUUUGUUGAGGUUUUUUGGGUUUUUUUUGGGGGGGGGUUGUGUUUUUUUUUCUAUUUGACCAGCAGCAGCAUGAGGAAGAAGAAACCCACGCGCGCUUCCACUUUGAUUUGUAACCAGAAGCUGCGGGAUAGGGUUUGGCAUCUGAUGGCAUCUCACCACCCCAGGUCCUGCCAACCCUUCCCACCCGCAGCAGGGUCAGGCAGGGUUCAGAGGUCCC
Molecule: messenger RNA, 3182 nt
Organism: Cuculus canorus (common cuckoo)
Lineage: Eukaryota; Metazoa; Chordata; Aves; Cuculiformes; Cuculidae
Gene: RHOBTB2
Product: Rho related BTB domain containing 2
Exons: 11
Coding region: 423-2675 (750 amino acids)
Biological process (GO): small GTPase-mediated signal transduction
Molecular function (GO): GTP binding; GTPase activity; protein binding
Source: RefSeq, a predicted model, not a curated record